Molecule: messenger RNA, 1306 nt
Organism: Miniopterus natalensis
Lineage: Eukaryota; Metazoa; Chordata; Mammalia; Chiroptera; Miniopteridae
Source: RefSeq, a predicted model, not a curated record
AGGCAGGGUGGGGCUAGCCUGGGGCGCCGGUUGUGUAAUGUGUUUGAUCAUGCGCUUCUCUGAACUUCGACAGGCUCUUUCACUUUUGUUUCCCCGGCACCUCUGAGCACAGGAGCGUCUGGUUUUAUGCAGACACAGCUGCCGAGUGGAUCUGCGCAGCUAAGGAUAACUGGAUCUUGUUCCAAACCAGCCGGAGGGAGAUUCUUGGUAAGCUGGGGGUGAAGCAACACCUCCUUCCAGCCAGGCACAGGCUGGUGAGCUGAAGGGGAAACUCUGAGAUCCCACUGCUGACACCAUGACCUCAGGAGCCGACGGGAUGGCCCCAGAUGGCAAAGACUUUGAGGAUGUCAUUGAGUAUAUAAUGGACCCAAUGAGCACAGAGAAACUGCAACUCCUGCUGAGUGAUGCAGCCUGGGAGAGAUUUGUGAUGGCGGCCAAUGUGUCCCGGGAUGAGGCAGAUGCACUAUAUGAAGACCUGAGUGAGCUGAAAAGUCUCAUGGCCACGGAGACCGAAGACAUGCCCUCGAAAGAAGAGCUGCACAGGAAGAGGUUUAUGGAUGAGUUUCCUCUGGUGAAACAGGAGCUUGAGGAGCACAUAAGAGAGCUCCAUGCGCUUGCAGAGGAGGUUGACAAGGUACACAGGGACUGUACCAUCUCCAAAGUGGUGGCCAAUUCGACCGGUGUUGUGUCUGGCAUUCUGACCAUCGUUGGCCUGGCUCUGGCACCUGUGACAGCAGGGGCUAGUCUGGCGCUUCUUGGAACUGGGAUAGGACUUGGGGUAGCAGCCUCUGUGACCAGUGUGUCCUCCAGCAUCGUGGAACACUCAAAGAAUGUGUCCGCAAAAGCCAAAGCCAGUCGGCUAGUGUCAGCUGCCAUCAAGGAGGAGGAGGUAGUUUUGAAGGUUCUACGUAGCAGUGCACCCAAAAUUACUUCUGUAGCAGAAAAGUGCAUCAGAUCCCUGAUAAACCUUGUAAAGCAUGGCCGCGCCUUCAAGCUGGUCAAGUCCAACCCUUCCUUAGCAAAACAGGCCACACGCUUCAUGACCACCGGGGUGACCUCGGUCCGAAGCAGCAGGCGGGUGCAGAAAGCUUUUGGAGGCACCGCUCUGGCGAUGACCAAAGGAGCCAGGAUCUUUGGUGCAGCCACUGCAGCUGUGUUUCUUCUGAUAGAUGCGAUCGAACUUGCAAAGGAGUCAAAGCACUUGCUUGAGGGGCCAAAGACACAGUCGGCGGAAGAGUUGAGGCAGCAGGCCCAGGAGCUGGAGGCAAAGCUGCAGAAACUCAUCUCCAUUCACAAAAUGCUAUGA